AUCAUGUAUGUUUAAAAAAAAAAAUCGUAAAUCAUGUGCAAUCUUAAACAAAUGAAUGGAGGGACCCAAAUCACACUAUAAGUUCACAAUCCACUUUAAUCAAAAUUACUGAUUUUUUUCGAUCUUACUGAUUUUCUUUCCACAAAAAUUCAACUACUAUGGCGACAAAACCUUCUCUCUCCACCACCACCACCACCACCACCACCACCGCCGCCGUGCCGGAAAUAUCAAAGGAUAUGGACCCAAAACACGUUGCUGAAACUCAAUUAUUUGUUAAGCUUAUGAGUAUUGGUGUUCCCGUUCCUGAAAACUGCAACACCAAUGGCUACUUCGAUUCUUUCCUUCGUAAUUUCAUCAAAGUUGAUCAAAUUCAACGUGGUCGAAUCUCUUGUACCAUUGUCGCCAAACCACCUAUCUGUAAUGGCUAUGGAACACUGCAUGGAGGGGCUGUUGGGUCCUUGGUUGAGGUUCUGACAACUGCUUGUGCUAGAACUGUAGUUGCCGAGGACAAGGAACUUUUUCUUGGGGAAAUAAGCAUUUCUUACCUCUCUGGCACUCCAAUAAAUGAGGAAGUGAUAGCUAAUGCUUCUGUGGUGAAGAGUGGAAGAAAUUUGACUGUAGUUGCACUUGAAUUUAAGCUGAAGAAAACUGGGAAUUUGCUUUAUCUUACUCAUGCUACCUUCUAUAACAUGCCAGUUUCCAGCUUAUGAUAAUUUAGCUUUCUGGUGGUGGUUCUGUAAUUCCAUUUGAUGUAUGUAAUAAUAAAAUACUUCAAAUUAGUUUGGCUGAUUCUAAUCAUAAAUACAUGUAUAGUGUUGUUAUCCUUUU
Trifolium pratense (red clover) is the source of this 828-nucleotide messenger RNA. RefSeq lists its product as uncharacterized. The transcript is spliced from 3 exons. The record is from RefSeq and is a predicted model, not a curated record. Bases 159 to 710 code for a protein of 183 amino acids. Gene Ontology annotation, molecular function: fatty acyl-CoA hydrolase activity. Lineage: Eukaryota; Viridiplantae; Streptophyta; Magnoliopsida; Fabales; Fabaceae.